This is a messenger RNA of Helobdella robusta, 348 nucleotides long. RefSeq lists its product as hypothetical. The record is from RefSeq and is a predicted model, not a curated record. Bases 1 to 348 code for a protein of 115 amino acids. Lineage: Eukaryota; Metazoa; Annelida; Clitellata; Rhynchobdellida; Glossiphoniidae. The transcript is spliced from 2 exons.
AUGAACAAAUUUAUGUUAUUUCUAUUUGCAACCUGCCUACUGACAAUCUUCCACGUCAACGAAGCUGGAUUCUUAAGGGAGGUGGCUAAACCUUUCGAAAGAAUUGGAAAAGAAAUCAGACGAGAAGUUAAAGAUGUUGGUAAAGUGUUAGAAAAAACCGGCAAACAAGUGCAGAAAGUCGGUAAAAAAAUGGAGCACGUCGUACGACACGUGAAGAAGGAACUGAUGAAGAUAAAAGACAACGUCAUCCGCCCCAUCAUACGUCCCAUCAAGAGCAUCACUGGCCCUAUCGCGGAAAUCGAUAAGAUGAUUGACAAGGAGCUUGGACCAAAUGAAAAACCCAAAUAA